Lactuca saligna is the source of this 1579-nucleotide messenger RNA. NCBI's taxonomy places the organism in Eukaryota, Viridiplantae, Streptophyta, Magnoliopsida, Asterales, Asteraceae. The record is from the annotation of a GenBank genome assembly.
AUGGCUACAAACCUUGUUCACGGCGUUUAUCAACACCACCGCCGCCUGAUACCACCGCAGCAAUGUUUUAACUUCCACCAUGAUCGGACCUCCAUUAACGUCAACACCGUAUCCUCAAAUCUGAAGCAGUUCAUUAAGCUCCGUAGGAAAAUUAGGGUUCCGAGAGCACCUCCGGUUAUCCGUAGAUUCACCACCAUUUCUGCAUCACUUGAUCUAACCGAAGACAAUGUCAAGCUCGUUUUAGAUGACGCUAGAACAAAGUUUUCACACUUAUUCGAUGCAUCAGUAGGAAUGACAGGAGUUGCAGAAUUAGCUGAAGUAGAUGGACCAUUUGUGAAGAUUAGACUCAAAGGUCGAUUCUGGCAUGAACGUUCUCUUGUUUUAGCUAGACUUGGAAACUAUCUGAAAGAGAGGAUUCCAGAGAUAUUGGAGGUGGACAUUGAAGAUGAGAAGCAAUUAGAUGAUAGCCCUGAAAACUUUUGAGCUUUUGGAUUUACAAAUCAAGAUUCAUGAAUGAAUAUCACAAAACCACAAUGUUGUAACUUGUAAGCAUUCAUCUGAUUAGCAACUAAAAUACAUCUUUUCAAUUUUCAUAUAUGAAAUGCAUUCAUAAACACAAACAAUACACAACAAAUAAUACACAACAAAAUUGUCUAUCAGUCAACUAGUUAAAACCAAAUUAUGAUCAAACCCUGAAACAACUUGCAAAACAUUUGUAUCUUCUGAAAACUCAACCACCAUUGGUUCAUGUUCAUCCAUGGAGCUACCCAACCCAAGCCUCCCACUUCUCCCACACCCCCAAGAAAAAACCUCUCCAUUGUCCGUGAGGACAAUGGAGUGGACCCGCCCACCCGACACUGAUACGGGCUUUUCCCCUAAAAGCCCAUCCACAAGCAACGGAAUAUUCCCUGGACCUUCUCUUCCAAGUUGACAAUUUUGCCCCCAACCCCAUGAAAACACCCCUGAGAUACCUUCACCACCUUCUGCAGAUGGAAUCUGGCAUAUAGCUAAAGAAUGCCCUAGCCCUGAAGAAAUUGAAACAGGGUGGACACUUAUAUCAACAGGAAGUAACUGUAACUCCAAAUCUUGUGUUGAUCUUCCCAAUUGCCCAUAUACAUUGCUUCCUCCACUUAAUAAAGUUCCAUCACCUGAAUCAAGAUUCAAAAACACUUUUUUUUUAUCAUUUUGGUGUAAAAAAAUAGUAUAAUAGAUUGGAGAUUGUAUCUGGUAAAUAAAACAUGACAUAACAGGUUAUACUGUAUUUAACUGAUGUUAGUCCUAGACUUACGUAAAAGAACCAAGGUGUGGUCAAGUCCACAUGACACAUCAGCAACUUCAACACCUUUUAAUUCGUCAAUCAAACAUGGCUCCCAUAUGAUAGGCAUAUCAUUCUCUUUACUCAUAGCUUCCAAUACUACUUUUUCAGCAUCUUCACGCUUUGACAAAUUGUUUACAGAAUCGAGUGGGGACACACCUGUAAUUUCUCUCUUUCCUAAUCUACCAUCAGCUGAAUAACCCCAACCGAAUAACUUUCCAUCUUUAGUAAGUGCAAGAGCGUGUCCCCAUCCAAAUGAGACCU